Molecule: messenger RNA, 495 nt
Organism: Penicillium manginii
Lineage: Eukaryota; Fungi; Ascomycota; Eurotiomycetes; Eurotiales; Aspergillaceae
Product: histidine phosphatase family protein
Exons: 1
Coding region: 1-495 (164 amino acids)
Biological process (GO): fructose 2,6-bisphosphate metabolic process
Cellular component (GO): cytosol
Molecular function (GO): ATP binding; 6-phosphofructo-2-kinase activity
Source: RefSeq, a predicted model, not a curated record
AUGAUGCAACGCUCGGUCCAGACGGUCGAAAACUUCAACGAAGAGGAGUAUGACGUGAAGCAGAUGCGCAUGCUAGACGAACUCCACUCUGGAAAGAUGGAAGGCAUGACAUACAAGGAGAUCCAGGAGCAGUAUCCCGAAGAGUAUGCGCACCGUAAGAAGGACAAGCUUUUCUAUCGGUAUCCUGGUCCCGGUGGAGAAGGCUAUCUGGACAUCAUCAACCGUCUCCGCACCGUUAUUGUCGAGGUCGAGCGAACGACUGACCACGUCCUGCUCGUCAGCCACCGGUCCACUGCACGCGUUCUGCUGUCCUAUUUCCGUGGUCUGAAGCGUGACGAGGUUGCUGACCUUGAUGUCCCUAUGGGUAUGCUGUACAUGCUGGAGCCCAAGCCGUACGGCACAGACUUCAAGGCGUAUCAGUACAACCCCGAAACCGACUGGUUCGACUUUGUCCCGGAGUAUGAGCUGCACCAGGUGGGCUCGACCAAGGCUUAA